UGGGCUGCUCAACAGCCUCUGUCCCAAGAAUGAGCUUUACCAGAAACCCUUCCCUGAUUCUGACAUGAAUUCUGAUGCUUGCUGAACCCCAGCUGCUGGCUUCCAGGAGCGGUACUAAGGGAGCCCUAAGGAGUCGCUGCUCAGGUGCGGCCAGCCCUUGAGUCCACCAUGAACUGGAGUGUUUUUGAGGGACUCCUGAGCGGGGUCAACAAGUACUCCACAGCCUUUGGUCGCAUCUGGCUGUCCCUGGUCUUCGUCUUCCGUGUGCUGGUGUACCUGGUGACAGCUGAGCGCGUGUGGGGGGACGACCAGAAGGAUUUUGACUGCAACACCAGGCAGCCCGGCUGUACCAAUGUCUGCUACGAUGAGUUCUUCCCUGUGUCCCACGUGCGCCUCUGGGCUCUGCAGCUCAUCCUGGUCACCUGCCCCUCUUUGCUUGUGGUCAUGCACGUGGCCUAUCGAAAGGCUCGAGAGAAGAAGUACCAGGAAAAAAUUGGUGAAGGGUGCCUUUACCCGGACCCCGGCAAGAAGCGGGGCGGACUCUGGUGGACAUACGUCUUCAGCCUAUCGUUCAAGGCCACCAUAGAUAUUAUCUUCCUCUACCUCUUCCACGCAUUCUAUCCCAGGUAUACCCUCCCUUCUAUGGUCAAGUGCCAUGCGGAGCCAUGUCCCAACACAGUGGACUGCUUCAUCGCCAAGCCCUCUGAGAAAAACAUCUUCAUUGUCUUCAUGGUGGUCACGGCCGUCAUUUGCAUCCUGCUUAACCUUGUGGAGCUGAUCUACCUGGUGAUUAAGCGGUGUUCUGAGUGUGCACAGCUAAGGAGACCACCCACUGCACGUGCAAAGGAUGACCCAAACUGGGCCAACUCUCCCAGCAAAGAGAAGGACUUCCUCUCAUGCGACCUCAUCUUUCUGGGCUCGGAGGCUCACCCGCCUCUGUUACCAGACCGCCCUCGAGCCCACGUGAAGAAAACCAUUCUGUGAAGGGUCCCUAGACUGGACUGUCGGGGUGGGCAUGACCUGGAAGGUUCCAGCAUCUCUCAUUUCUUUCUUUUCUUUUCUUUUUUUUGUUUUUGUUUUUGUUUUUGUUUUUGUUUUUUG
Messenger RNA from Mus pahari (shrew mouse), 1101 nucleotides. It is a transcript of the gene Gjb5, whose product is annotated as gap junction protein beta 5. Bases 169 to 984 code for a protein of 271 amino acids. Gene Ontology annotation, cellular component: connexin complex. The record is from RefSeq and is a predicted model, not a curated record. Gene Ontology annotation, biological process: cell communication. Lineage: Eukaryota; Metazoa; Chordata; Mammalia; Rodentia; Muridae. The transcript has 2 exons.